UUAGAUUAACCAAUCCUCAACUAUUGGAAAUAUAAGAGUUUUAUAGGUAAAAAGAUAAGAAUCAUCAGAAGCACUUAAUUUACAGUCAUCCAAACUUCUAAAGAAGAAAGCCGAGGAUAUGGAUUCACAGCAUACACCUGGAAAGAUAAGUAUCUCUGAAAGGUUCAUCCUUUCGGGAACAAAGGCUGUUGAGAAUAGAGAUUACCCACACUACUGUCAUCUCUUAAGAAAAAUGAACAUGCCUUUUGUGAAAGGAGUUGAGGACAGACAUGACUAUGGCAGAAUUGAAAAGAAAUGCAUCCCUACUUUUCUUAAAUUUCACCCUUAUCCCCCUUCAGUUCUGCCAGACUAUCAUUUACACUAUCCUUAUCCCCCGCCGUAUGGCCCAGAUUAUCCAUUAUUCCCACUUCGGGAUGAUGUACCCUUAGGUGAUUCUUGUUCAGGAUUUUUGAGUCCUGGUGGUGAUGCUGAUUUAAAGCCUGGCAUUGGCAGAACCAUACCAAGCCUGGUGGAUUUCAGUGAUGUGAAACCUCAACAUAGAGUUCCCAGGCCAGACACAGGAUUUCAAACGACACUUAAAAGGCAAAAAAUAUUAUUAGAAGAACUAAAACAGGACAGAAGGUGGAAUUCCAGGGCAAUACCAGACAUUUCCAUCAGAGCAAGACUUGGAGGUUGGACAAGCCCACUGAAAGUUACUCCUUUACAACCUCAUCAUGAAGGAUGCUCAGUAAAUCACACAUAUACAUUUGAUGAGGAAGCAACAUGUACAGUGUCAGCUGAGGUUGGGUCCUCAUCUUCCGAGAUCAUUUGGAUUGUUGGCAGAAUUCAGUUCAUCGCAGCUGUAGGGCUCAUGCGAUUUGUUUCUUUAAGGACAGCUGAAGAGCAUCUGCUGCUGAUUUUGUCUCUUUUGAGGACUUACCUGUUUAGAGCUUAUGAAGUUGUUCCUUGGGACAAGAGGCUACCACCAAAACUCAGUCCAGAAGAAACAACAGUGGAAAAAGCUGCUGACCUCAUCUCACAGUGUUUUACACUGAAGAGAUACGAAAACAUGCCAGCAAUAACUCAGAUGGUUGGUGGACUCUGGGACAGAUUUCAAACAAGAUCUUUCUUGGCACCAGUCAAACCAGUUAAUUUUGUGAGUCCAAGUUCUAGAAGUAGAUACAUUCCUCUCUAUACUGGUUAUGUGCAGUCUACAAAUGCUGAUGACAUUGACAACCCCUAUGGAGACAUCACAUCUCUAGCCAACCCUCGGAGGUCUAAAAUUCUUUAUACAAACACAAGUCGCUCUGCAAAUAUUCCAGGAUACACUGGUAAGGUUCAUUUCACAGCCACCCACCCAGCAAAUUCUGAUGUUCCAUCAACAACCCCAUCGCUAGAUUCAGAAGUGCACCACAUCUUACGAAAAGAAAUGGAAGUUGACCUCUUCCGUCACCAGGCACCAUUGUCUCAAAUGGUCACAACUGUAAAACCCUACAACCCCUUCAAUAAGAAGGAAAAGGAAACCAUAGGCUACUGAAGGAGGCUGGCCCUCUGAGUAAGACUUCUAAACCUCAGCCUGGAGGAGGCACUGUGCGUGGUGUGAUGGGGAAAUAAAAGA
Messenger RNA from Ceratotherium simum simum (southern white rhinoceros), 1597 nucleotides. NCBI's taxonomy places the organism in Eukaryota, Metazoa, Chordata, Mammalia, Perissodactyla, Rhinocerotidae. The record is from RefSeq and is a predicted model, not a curated record.